Messenger RNA from Helianthus annuus (common sunflower), 1069 nucleotides. Its product is annotated as ATP-dependent DNA helicase 2 subunit KU70-like. The transcript has 3 exons. Gene Ontology annotation, cellular component: Ku70:Ku80 complex. Bases 593 to 862 code for a protein of 89 amino acids. Lineage: Eukaryota; Viridiplantae; Streptophyta; Magnoliopsida; Asterales; Asteraceae. The record is from RefSeq and is a predicted model, not a curated record. Gene Ontology annotation, biological process: cellular response to X-ray; double-strand break repair via nonhomologous end joining; telomere maintenance. Gene Ontology annotation, molecular function: double-stranded DNA binding; telomeric repeat DNA binding.
AUGAUGAAGAAUGACAAUGGUGACGACUAGGGUUUACAAGAAUCAAUGAUGAAGAAUGACAAUGAAAAAGGUGUGGUGAGGUUAUAGUGGUGCUUGGUGAUUGGCAGUAAACCCGACGGGGGCGGUGGUGGGUGGUGCAAUCUGAUUGUGGCGAUGGAUGGUUCCAAUCUGAUGGGGCCGGUGGUGGGUGUUGCAAUCUGAUGGGGAUGGUGUCGAAAAUCACCGGCAUCCCUAAUUUCAUCAUCAAAACCAACGCAAAUCACCUGCAUCUUCAUCGGAGUUGGAGAAAUCUGGCGAGUCUGAUCAGUUCAGGGAAUUGCAGAUUGUAUAUUUGAAGAAAGUAAGAGUGUAAUCAUGGUGGUUGUAAAGGUUUGAAAUGAGAAAUUAGAAAAUGGCAAUGGCAGAUGCAAUGUGUUUUUUGUAAUGCCAUUGGGUUUAUUGUAAUGUCAAUUGUUCUUGAUUCCAUGUUUGGUGUUUUGCAAUUUCCAGCAACAUUAUUGAACAUAACAUAAAACAAAUUGCAGAACCUAUCUGACUUUAAAUAUGUUCAACAAGUCAAGUAGAUGUUAAGCUCUGUUAUUAUUAUUUUUUUAUGCAAGUAGUUUUUAUGUUUUUGCAGGAAGUCAUGGGAAGCACAUGCAUUUUCAUUGCUCUUUACAGAUUUAUGAUACGCCUCAAACGUUUUGCAGUUGCGUUUUACGGGAGUUCAUCUCGACCUCAGUUGGUUGCUCUGGUUGCGCAAGAGGAAAUCAUCGACGGUGGUGGUCAGAUUGAGCCGCCAGGAAUGCACAUUAUAUAUCUUCCGUAUUCAGAUGACAUAAGACCCAUUAAGAAACGAAGUAGGUGGCGACAGAGGUGGUGAUUGUGGGUUGGUGGUGGUUCUAUUAUGGUUUGGAUGGAUGAAUUUGAUUAAUUAGGGAGAAAAACUGGGUGGGUUUAAGGAGAAUUGAGGACUUGUAUUUAGAGUAUUUACAAAAAUUGUCCUUUAUAUGUAUAAAGACUAAACUACCCUCAAGUGACUUGCAUGUGACUAUAUUUAACAAGAAAAUCUAACCAGGUUGGGUGGAAA